Molecule: messenger RNA, 1194 nt
Organism: Rhinocladiella mackenziei CBS 650.93
Lineage: Eukaryota; Fungi; Ascomycota; Eurotiomycetes; Chaetothyriales; Herpotrichiellaceae
Exons: 3
Coding region: 1-1194 (397 amino acids)
Source: RefSeq, a predicted model, not a curated record
AUGCUCAGUGAGGAAGCUCAGAAGGAGCAUGACGACGCCGUGGACAGAGGAGAUGGCGGCGAUCUUAAGAAGUUGAGUCUCGUCAAGGAAGAGGCCAUAAUGGACUUGCAAGAGGAGAGGUCGCUCAAAAAGACAGUGAAGGAAGGGAAGACUGAUUCAAGACAAUGGAGAUGGCAGAAAUCAAGACAGACAGCGCAAUGUCGUGGAUGCGCCGCCUUUGGUCAGUCAUUGCAAUACGCAAAACACCAUUCUUUGAGAUUCGCGCCGAGCAGACAGAGUUCCUUUUCUCCUCGUCGUUGGGCGCCAGCGGUCAAGAUCGAGUACACUGAGGCUGUCAUUGUUUGGGCAACACUCGAGGAUCCAAUGAUCCGACAUGAACUCCUCUCUGAUCUGGGAUCUAAUCUUAUCGCGGAGAUGAGGCGUUCUCCGAUCUCCGCACUUCUUGAAACAAGCCAUCAGAAUUUCGCCUGCGCCCUGUUCAAGCAUGUUGCUUGGGUCCAGGAAAGCCAAUCCAGACCAAUUUCGAUGGCACCGAUCCGCCGAUACUUGCGGAUUAGUAGGUACUCUGUUCUCGAAUGUCGCAUCUUUCUCGAAAAUCCAGCCGACGAACGCAGAUGGCUGUUGAGCGAAAAUGAUCCUGCUCUUCCACGUGUAUUUGAAGCAAUCAAACCGUACGUGUUGCCAAAGCUCAGAGAGGAAAAUGAAAGAGCACGGGGCAAGGGAAAGAAGAAAAAGAGCGUAAAAGACGUUGUCCAACAAGAUGACUUUGAAGUUUCCAUCUUCCUCACCGAGAUCAGAACUCGACACGCCUUCCUGGCCAAGAAUAAGACGUUUAAGCAGAAACUGCGGAUGAAAUCUAACAACGGCAACAAGCUAACAGGCAUUGAUCGAGACACGGUGAUGAUUCAAGAUGAAGGCCAUGAAGAAAACGUCAAUCUUGAAGAGAUUCCGUUAGCCAAAGACUUAGACGACGAGGAACGGGACCGUGACGUUGCCGAUAUUGAUCCCGAGUCUGUUGACGACGACACAAAGAAGCUAGGAAUCAAGACAACAUACGAAGGUUUCAGUAUCUGGGGGUGGGUGCUCUGCCUUUUUAUUGAGCGCAAGGGCAGUCAAGGAAAGAAAUCAUCUGGAAAUGCACAAGCUCUGAUGCAAGACUGGAUUGCAUCGACCCAAGAGCAAAAAGAUGAUUAA